This is a messenger RNA of Ambispora leptoticha, 1347 nucleotides long. The record is from the annotation of a GenBank genome assembly. NCBI's taxonomy places the organism in Eukaryota, Fungi, Glomeromycota, Glomeromycetes, Archaeosporales, Ambisporaceae.
AUGCGUGAACUUCACCAACUUCUCAAAGACGUUAAACUUCAAUUGCACGAGCUAAAAGAUGUUCACGAAACAAUUUCAAAGCUUGCCGGAAAAGCUAAUUUGGCGCCGACCAGCCUUGAAUUCGCGCAGAACCUUGAUAACCAUGACGAUUUAUCACAUUUACGUCAAGAAUUUCAGAUACCCAAAGUCCGGGAUGUAGUGUCAAAAGGAAUGGUGCCUGAAAAUGCAAACGAGGAUGCUGUCUAUAUCGCUAGCAAUUCGAUUGGACUGUUGCCAAAGCAUUCUCGGGAGUUAAUUAACGAAGAGAUUGACGUUUGGGCUACACGCGGAGGAAUUGGUUUUUACGCACAUCCUCAUGAUCGUCCAUGGGACAGAAUUGACGAAACUAUAACACCCAAAUUAGCAACAUUAAUCGGUGCCAAGCCAACCGAAGUUGCAGUAAAUAAUGAUCUCAAAACAAAUUUAAAUAAUCUUUUGACUUCAUUUUACACCCCCACCAAGGACCGAUACAAAAUCUUGAUAGAACACAGGGCAUUUCCGAAUGAUGUGAUUUCUGUUGAUGCUCAAAUUAAAUUUCACGGCUAUGAUCCUGCCGAGAGCAUACUAAAAGUUGAACCAACACCGGGUCAAGUCAUUGUCGAAAAUUCAGAUAUUGUAGAUUUGAUAAACAAAGAGGGUAAUAAGAUUUCGGUCGUGUUUUUAGGUGCUGUGAAUUACUACACUGGACAAUUGCUUCAUCUGGAAAAGAUUGCUAAAGCAGCACAUAAAAAGGGCUGCAUUGUCAUAUUGGACCUUACGCAUGCCAUCGGAAACAUCGUAUUAAAGCUUCACGAUUGGAAAGUGGAUUGUGCUACAUGGAGUUCUGAAAAGUAUCUUAAUGCUGGCCCGGGCUCAAUCGGCGGUAUAUUUAUUCACGAAAAAUAUUCUCGCGAUUUUGAUAAUCCAAGGUUUGCCGCUUUAUGGGGAUACAAAAAAGAAACACGACUAAGAAUGGAGGAAGCUUUCGACCAACCCUCGAUCCUUUAUGUAGCCUCAUUAUUGGGUAGUUUAGAUGUGUUUGCAAAGACCAAUUUAUGGGAUCUUCGCACGAAAUCUAUCCUUUUGACUGGUUACCUGGAAUUUCUUCUUGACAAACUAAUUGGUGGGGCUGGUUACGAAAUGUUAACCCCAAGAGACACACGCCAACGCGGUGCACAAAUUUCAAUCAAGUUGGUUGCUCAAGAUAAAAAUUUGAUAGUAAUAAGAAAAUUAGCGGAUCGUGGCUUUGUCGUUGACGGAAGAAAAUCGAUGAGCAUUGUAAUGACGCCGGUACCAUUGUAUAAUACUUUUACGGAUGUUUGGAAAUUG